This is a messenger RNA of Alligator mississippiensis (American alligator), 3495 nucleotides long. Its product is annotated as guanylate cyclase soluble subunit beta-2. The transcript is spliced from 16 exons. The record is from RefSeq and is a predicted model, not a curated record. Gene Ontology annotation, cellular component: guanylate cyclase complex, soluble. Gene Ontology annotation, biological process: cGMP biosynthetic process; response to oxygen levels. The coding region runs from base 1093 to 3300 and encodes 735 amino acids. Gene Ontology annotation, molecular function: heme binding; guanylate cyclase activity. Lineage: Eukaryota; Metazoa; Chordata; Crocodylia; Alligatoridae.
GUCUCCGCCGCGCGGCGGGGGGCCGAGCCCCGGGCUGUCCCGCCCGCGCUCCCCGCACGGCCCCGCCGCCCAGCCCGCACGGGGCGGGAGGGGAGGGGAGGGGAGCGGGCGGCGCACGCUGCCAGCACGGGGCAAUGAAUGCCCCCUCGCCGGCCCUCGAGAGGCGGGAGGGCAGCGGGGCCGCCCCGCUCCCGUGGGGAAAGGGGAGGCGGGAGCUGUCAGCCCCGGCGGGAAAGCCAGCCUUGCCUCCCGACCGCCAUGGGCAGGGCGCAGCGGGACCUCACGGCUCUGCCGGCAGCGGGGCCAGGGCUUCACCGCCCAGCGGUGUCCCUUCGUCGGGCACCAGGCAGGCACGCAAAGGUCCGCAUCCAUUUGGUGCGGCCCCCAGACCCAGCACCGAGCUGCGCCCGCUCCCAGGGAGCCCCGGGUCGUGUAGCAGCGGCACCCUCGUGCGCCGCCCGGCGCCGCUGGACACCAGUCCGCAGCUCGCCGCUCUUCACACGCGGCUGUGCAGAGCUGGCGCAGAGUCCCGCGGAAUAUAAUCCCGUCUGGAAAUGAAGUUUCUGCUGCCUGGAAAACGCAGGGCUGCUCUCCCAGGCGACACCUUAGGGCCGGCACAGUCCUGAAGCCAACAACAUUCAAUACAAAUUUUGCCUCCUGCGUAAUGAUGGGCCUGCUGAUAGGACGAAGCCCUCACUUAAAGACAAAAUGCACACGGAGAUUUGCUUUAUGAGGAAGAGACUUUUCCUUUAGCUGGCACAACAGUGACAUGGAAAUGUCCAGUUUGAACUGGAAGUGGACACAGUGAAGGUUAGCAUUUGGAGCCAAGCUUGGCAGUCAGGGAAUUUGGAGUCCAUCCUCAUCACUGCCAUUGCCUACAACAGUGGUUUUCAACCUUUUUCACGAGGGCCCCAAAAACAUUUUCAAUGGAGGUGCGGACUCCUUUGAAUUGUGAGGUAUGGAUUUAUAAAUACAUGCCUGAAGUCUCUAGUGGUUGAGAAAUAUGGUGAAGAAACCUGGGAAAAAUUAAGGAUCCAAGCAGGAGUUCAGGAUUCAUUUUUGACUUUUGAAGUUUACCAAGAUGAGAUCACAAUGCUGCUAAUUGAUAAAGCCUGCAAAAUGUUAGGUGUUCCCUCUGAUAUGGUUCUGAAGCAGUUUGGAGAGUAUUUCUUUGAGUUUUGCAAACGAUCAGGCUAUGACCAUAUGUUAAGAACCCUGGGUGGAAAUCUCUACGAGUUCAUAGAAAACCUGGAUUCAUUGCACAGCUACUUAUCUCUUUCUUAUCAGGAAAUGAAUGCACCUUCUUUUAGAGUAGAAAAUAAUGAAGAUGGGUCAAUGCAUUUACAUUACUACUCAGAUAGAAGAGGUCUAUGCCAUAUUGUUCCAGGAAUCAUUGGUGCAGCAGCCCUGGAUUUUUUCAACACUGAAAUUUCAAUGGAAAUAGUCAAUCAGACAGAAGAGGAAGAAAGGACUGGGAAAAAAGAACACAUUGUUUUCCUUGUCACUCAAAAACCUGUAUUUUCAUAUAACAAGAGAGAGAAAUUUUCUUCCUUACCACAAUAUCUUGCUGAUUCUGGAAGGCAAAGUGAAAAACUACUGAAUAAGGACCUUGAAAAAGCUGUGAAUAAGAUUAGAGAUAGAACAAGCCUUGUUCCUGUUCGUCCUGUCAAGAAAAGUCACUGGACGACAAUAAGAGGAAUUGUUACAUUAGGAAAAGGUAAACUACUGAGAGGAUUUGAUCCUGUUUAUCCUAAGACCCUCUGGAUAGACACCAAAACAUUUUGCAAUGGACUGCCUUUCCAUAUUGUUUUUGACAAAGAGCUCAGGGUGAAGCAAGCUGGAGUGAGCAUCCAGAAGAUUGUUCCUGGCCUUCAGACUAUGGGGAUCCACCUGGAUCACUACUUCAGUAUUGUGCACCCAGAAGUGACGUUCACCAUCUCUAGUGUUCAGAAAUUUAUCAAUAGUCAGUUUGUUUUCCGGACGAGGCGGGAGAUGAUGCCAGAGUCCUGGAAACAACGCCCAAUGCUAGAGCUCAGAGGACAAAUGAUCUGGAUGGAGUCCCUGCAGUGCAUGUUAUAUCUCUGUUCACCUUUACUACGCACUUUGCACGAGCUAGAAGAGAGGCAGAUGCAUAUUGCAGACAUAGCACCCCAUGAUGUCACCAGGGAUUUGAUUCUUCUUAACCAGCAAAGACUGGCAGAGAUGGAGCUCUCCAACCAACUGGAGAGGAAGAAAGAGGAACUGCGGAUAUUAUCAAAGCACCUAGAAGAAGAAAAGAAAAAGACAGAAGCUCUGCUGUAUGCUAUGCUUCCUAAGCAUGUGGCCAAUCAGCUAAAAGAAGGGAAACGGGUUGAGGCAGGAGAGUUUAAAGAAUGCACCAUAUUGUUCAGUGAUGUUGUGACCUUUACCAACAUUUGUGCCCAGUGUGAACCUAUCCAGAUAGUCCUCAUGUUAAAUUCAAUGUACCUGCGAUUUGACAGGCUAACAACAGUGCAUGAUGUCUACAAGGUGGAGACUAUAGGAGAUGCCUACAUGGUGGUAGGAGGUGUCCCUGUGCCUGUAUCUACUCAUGCAGAACGAGUUGCCAACUUUUCCCUGGGAAUGAUAAUAGCAGCCAAAGAAGUUAAGAAUCCAGUUUCUGGCAACCCUAUCCAAAUUAGAGUUGGGAUCCAUACAGGCCCUGUGCUGGCUGGGGUAGUUGGAGAAAAGAUGCCUCGUUAUUGUUUGUUUGGAGAUACAGUGAACAUAGCUUCCCGGAUGGAGAGUCAUGGGGUUCCAAGUAAAAUUCACCUUAGCACCAGUGCUUAUCGAUGCUUAAAGGACAAGAAUUUUGAAAUAAUGGAAAGAGGAGAAAUAGAAGUGAAGGGCAAGGGCAAAAUGCAUACGUACUUCUUGAUUAAAAACAGGACAGCAACCGAGAAUGAAAUCUUGGGAAGGCCAAUAAGAGAUUCAGAUUCUGGCCCUGAAUCUAUCCCAUCCUUUCAGGAAUCCAGGACUGAAGUGAUAGAAAAUGCAUGUCAGCAAGCUAUGCAGCCCAAUUCAGGUGAGGAUCAGCCUCUAGCCAUUGCAAUGAAGUACGUUGAUGGUCCUACUGAUGUACAAGGUGCUUGCAAAGGAAGAAACCAAGCUAGAAUUAUGGAUGUAACAGGCAAAACGUAUGGUUCCAAAAGCUGUAGAAAUCUCCAUGGUGAACAGCAGUCAAGUGAUCAUCCUUCUCUUCUUAACCAAGAAAGAUUCAAACCAGCAACUGAAGAACCAGAGAUCAGAAAUGUCCGAUCCAAUUUUUGCAAUGUACUUUAAGAUCCUGACUUUAGAAGUUAAAUGGGAAAGGAUGUUUUGCUCUACUAUAUUUUGCUAACACGAGUACUGAUUUCGUAUAUUAGUACAGAGUUUCUAGGAAAAAAAAUACAUUUCUUAGAGCUUGCAAUGUAAACAAUGGCAUUGUACACAACUUUUUUGGUAUUUACGUAAAAUAAAAUUUGCAUUUGAACAUGA